GACUGUAUCACGGCACCGUCGCGCUUAUCGUACUGGUUCUAACCUACGUCCAAUAAAGUCUUGUUCAGAUAUGGUGACUCUCACCGAACUCAUCGCCAAGUUGCGAGAGAUUUUUGCCGAUGAAAACGUGGACGUCGACGAGGUGAUCAAAACUAUGGAGUCGUACAAGAGCAAUGAGGACGAAUGGAGGCGUUUUGCUGCUUUUGAUGAGCAUAAAUAUACGAGAAAUCUUGUGGACGUUGGUAAUGGCAAAUAUAACUUGAUGCUCUUGUGCUGGGGACCCGGAAUGGGAAGCAGCAUCCAUGACCAUACGGAUUCACACUGUUUCGUCAAAAUGCUGGAUGGAACUCUUUUGGAAACGAGAUAUGAUUGGCCCAACGAAGAUGAUAAGGAAGCUCCUUUGAAAAAGAUCAGUAUGAAUCGCUAUGAAGUAAAUGGAGUAUCUUAUAUGAACGAUAAGCUAGGCCUUCAUCGAAUGGAAAAUCCCAGCCACUCUGAUUCCGCCGUCUCCAUGCAUCUGUAUAUUCCAGCCUACGAAACUUGUAACGCGUUUGAUGAGAGAACCGGAAAGAAAACAAAAUGUCAAGUGACAUUCUAUACCAAGUACGGCUCCAAGGUAGACUACCGGGCAAGCAAAAGUGGAAAUCUCAUCGAUUACGGAUGUCUAGUGAAGAAUGCUCCGUCAAUACAAUCACACUAAUUUUUCAUGUCGUCAUCUGCCUGCAUAUGAUCCAAAGGAAAUUUCUUUUUUUCCGAUCAAAACCGCAUUUCUUGUCAUCGCAAUUUACGGUUCAGAUUACACAGUAUCUCCUCUUCGUACGCCACAGCUUGCCUCAUAUUCAGUUGAAAUCAUUAACAUUUAUCUUGCAUCAAAGAGCAUGUAUGGAGUUUAUUUUGACAGAUAAAUAUUUAGAUUGUUUA
Messenger RNA from Cylicocyclus nassatus, 921 nucleotides. Lineage: Eukaryota; Metazoa; Nematoda; Chromadorea; Rhabditida; Strongylidae. The record is from the annotation of a GenBank genome assembly.